GAAGAACGGUUGAGUGUUGUUCUUCAGUGGAAAACAAAAAGAGGAGGAGAGUGAGAGCAUUGAAGGAGUGUAGAAAGAAACAAAAAAGAUACAAAAAAUCAACGUGUAGGAGGGAAGAAAAGCAGAAUAAAACUCCUCCACCUCUCAUCUGACCGACAACUUUUAUUAGCUAAGUGUGUGUGUGUCUGUUUUCAUGAGGGUAACUGGAUGGCGUUAUACAAGCUAGCGUCGCAGUUCAUUACAGACAUGUACAUGUACCCCUGAAAGGACCUGAAGGAAGAGGAAAAUGAUGACUGGGAUUGAGAGAUUCAGACUGGCUGAGUGAAGAGGAACAAAUAAAGAUAAGAAAUCACAGGAGGAAGAGAAGGAUGAUGACCAGGAGCUGCAGGAAAAAUGGUCAGCUGAGACUGUCCCCUGUCCACAAUUUUAAAAGGGAGACUGCAAGCAUCAUUUCAGGCCCCUCAGUGAACAAGAGGCUGGGAGAACACAUCAGGGACCUACAGGAUCUUUUAGUCAGCUGUGGAGAUAAAGGAGGCAUACUGUACAAGGAAAAGUUCAACAACAGUAAGCCAUGCAUCCUCUCUGAAGGACAGUGGUUCACACCCUCAGAGUUUGAGAAGUUUGGAGGAAAGGAGAAAAACAAAAAGUGGAAAACUAGCAUCCUUUAUCGCCAGUUUCCUUUACAAACACUCAUAGAGGGGGGCUUUCUUUCAUCUCCAUCAUUUAAACAAAAGAAGAUACAGGAUGAAGAGUCUUCACCUGUUGGCAGGGACUCACUGGGACAGCCACAAUGCAAGAGAGCGCUGUUUACAUCCAGUGGAAGUACCAGACAAGUUACAAUUUCAGAGUCCAGUGCUGGAGAAGAAGAAGAAGAAGAAGAAGAAGAAAAAGACACAAGGCCAGUGCAUCCAUCUGUGUUUCAAACUCCUACUUUACCAGUCAGCUGUGGUUCUGUCAAUGGAGUUUUAUAUAAGCGCAGAUUUGCCUCAGGGUCACGAAGUAAAAGCAUCCGCACGGAGGAGUGCUGGUUCACUCCGGAGGAGUUUGUAAAGCAGGAGUUAACUAUGACAGACGGGCACUGGAAGAAAGAUAUUCAAUGUCAUGGCAAAACAUUAAACUACCUGUUGAAGAAGAAGAUCCUGAUGGCACAUUGCCGGCUGUGUAGUUGUAAUCAUUGCAGUACUACAGAGCAGGAUCUGCUUGAUGAGAAAAAUGAUGAUGAGUGCUUCAUCUGUAACACUGAAUGUGACCUGCUGUGCUGUGAUGAAUGUCCAAGAGCUUUCCAUCAUCAGUGCCAUUUACCGGCUGUGCAGGACGAUUCACUGGGAGAAAAGUGGAGUUGCACUUUCUGUGUCUUGAAGAUCAACCAGAGAUGGUGGCAAUCCAGACACAUGACUGAAGAAGAAGCUCUGGACAGUUCUAUUUCUCAGUUGCAUUGCCAGUAUUUGCUGUUGUGUAUGUAUAAGGAGGAUAUAGAGCAUGUGUUCACUGAAGACCCCACUAAAAGAAUCUCAGGCUACAGCAGAGUGAUUGCUGACCCCAUGUGGCUGGACAGAGUGAAGACAAAGCUGCAGAACAGAAAGUAUAGAAAACUGGGCCAGUUUGUGUCUGACGUCCGGCUCAUCUUUCACAACUGCCACAUGUUUAAUAAGGGCAACAAGUUUGACAAGUUGGGAUCCAGGCUGAGUGAGGUGUUUGAGAGGGAGUUCAAAAGCAUCUUUAACAUCCAGUAGCAUCUCUCCUCAAUCAGGAACCUUCAUUAGUAUUAACCAACUAUGAUGAAUAAUAAUUUUGCAAACACUUUAAUUUGAUUAGCUUUUUGUAAAGCAGUUUGAUACUGAAAUGGCUGAUGGGCUUUUAUCAGGGGUCAGUGCCUCACUAAUCAAUCAUCAAGCCUCACUAAAACCACUACUUUUUAAAUACAUGCUUCUACAGAGGCAGGUGGCAGAAGCAGUGAAAGUGAAACUAAACUUCAUAUAUAAGGCUAUACUGAUUAACAUAGGAAGGUUUAAUGCCUGAACAACCUGAAAUCAACCUAAAAAAUUACUUCCUGUAUAAGCAAUAAUAAGCAACUGUUUGUUCAUUCAAAUUAUUUAUUUAGGUUGAAUGAAACUACUUAAUUUGCUUAUUACCCUGUUAAGUAAUUUUUUUAGGUUGAAUGGAUGGACAGUUUUGUACAACGCAUGUUGUGCGAAGGUUAAUUAGCAGAUUUCUUAAAAGGGGAAACCUUUGGUGAUUGUUGUAUUAAAAUUCACUGGUGAUUUGUUGUAAACGUGGCUCUCCUGUUGAUUCUCUCCUGAAUGUGUGGCUCAGUUAGACAGACUUACUGUACCAUUUGUUCACGCAUAUCACCUUAGCUUUUUUAUUACUAUUAAUUUUUUUUUUUAUUUUGUCGAAUGUGGAUACAUUGUAACCCAAAUUUCCCACCUGGUGUUUGGGACCAGGCCUGGUUGGUUUCCUCAUAUGUUAAGAAACGAGGUUUAUUUGAACAAUAUGCAUCAACUGUCAUGUUCGAGUUUUUUUUUUAAUUGCCUUUUGACUUUAAAUUUCCUUUUCAGUUAUCUCACAGAUACACUAGCCUUUAAACAUUUGAAAUCACCAUUUUCACUCAUAUAAAACUGAUCUUGCUUUAGAUAAAUGUAUAAAAUGACUCUAGUAUAACAGUCCUGUGCAACUUUACAGGUUUUAAACAAUUAGUAGGACAAUUUUCAGCUGAAAUAAACUCUCAAGUUGGAUGAAUGUCAGUAAAUACUUACUGUA
This is a messenger RNA of Colossoma macropomum (tambaqui), 2760 nucleotides long. Its product is annotated as nuclear body protein SP140-like. The coding region runs from base 369 to 1733 and encodes 454 amino acids. Gene Ontology annotation, biological process: regulation of transcription by RNA polymerase II. Gene Ontology annotation, molecular function: DNA-binding transcription factor activity, RNA polymerase II-specific; DNA binding; protein binding. The record is from RefSeq and is a predicted model, not a curated record. Lineage: Eukaryota; Metazoa; Chordata; Actinopteri; Characiformes; Serrasalmidae. Gene Ontology annotation, cellular component: nucleus. The transcript has 15 exons.